Microcebus murinus (gray mouse lemur) is the source of this 2529-nucleotide messenger RNA. RefSeq names its product dynein cytoplasmic 1 light intermediate chain 1 (gene DYNC1LI1). NCBI's taxonomy places the organism in Eukaryota, Metazoa, Chordata, Mammalia, Primates, Cheirogaleidae. Gene Ontology annotation, biological process: microtubule-based movement; microtubule cytoskeleton organization. Gene Ontology annotation, molecular function: dynein heavy chain binding. The record is from RefSeq and is a predicted model, not a curated record. Gene Ontology annotation, cellular component: cytoplasmic dynein complex; centrosome.
CGGCAGGGCCCGGGCCCCGCCCCCACAGGCUCCGCCCUGCUCCCGUGCGCUGAACGCCCCAUAUCCGGGUUCCCGCCGCCUUCGCCGCCGCGGUCUUCGCCGCCUCGCUCAUUCAGCGUUGCCGGGAGUGGAGUGAUUCCCGAGCAAGAUGGCGGCCGUGGGGCGAGUCGGCUCCUUCGGUUCCUCUCCGCCGGGAUUAGCCUCGACUUACACGGGCGGUUCCUUGGCCAACGAACUAGCGUCGGGCAACGGCGGCGCCGCGGCAGGCGACGACGAGGACGGGCAGAACCUUUGGUCCUGCAUCCUCAGCGAGGUCUCCACCCGCUCGCGCUCCAAGCUCCCCGCGGGGAAGAACGUGCUGCUGCUGGGUGAAGAUGGAGCUGGAAAAACAAGCUUAAUAAGGAAAAUUCAGGGAAUCGAGGAGUAUAAGAAAGGAAGAGGAUUGGAAUAUUUGUACUUAAAUGUGCAUGAUGAAGACAGGGAUGAUCAAACAAGAUGUAAUGUGUGGAUCUUAGAUGGAGACCUAUAUCACAAAGGCCUCCUUAAAUUUUCACUGGAUGCCAUCUCCCUGAAGGACACUCUAGUUAUGCUUGUUGUUGAUAUGUCAAAGCCUUGGACUGCUUUGGAUUCUUUACAGAAAUGGGCAAGUGUUGUUAGAGAACAUGUUGACAAAUUGAAAAUCCCUCCUGAAGAGAUGAAAGAAAUGGAGCAAAAGUUGAUUAGAGACUUCCAAGAAUAUGUAGAGCCAGGAGAAGACUUCCCAGCUUCUCCACAGAGAAGAAAUACCACAUCACAGGAAGACAAAGAUGACAGUGUAGUUUUACCUCUGGGUGCGGAUACUCUCACACAUAACUUGGGCAUUCCAGUACUAGUAGUUUGCACAAAGUGUGAUGCCAUUAGUGUUUUGGAGAAAGAACAUGACUACAGGGAUGAACAUUUUGAUUUUAUUCAGUCACAUAUCCGGAAGUUUUGUUUACAGUAUGGUGCAGCACUUAUUUACACUUCAGUAAAAGAAAACAAAAAUAUAGACUUAGUAUAUAAAUACAUUGUUCAGAAACUAUAUGGAUUUCCCUAUAAGAUUCCUGCUGUUGUUGUGGAAAAGGAUGCAGUAUUUAUUCCAGCAGGGUGGGAUAAUGAUAAGAAAAUAGGAAUAUUACAUGAAAAUUUUCAAACAUUAAAAGCAGAAGAUAAUUUUGAAGACAUCAUAACUAAACCUCCUGUCCGAAAGUUUGUGCAUGAGAAGGAAAUUAUGGCAGAAGAUGACCAGGUGUUUCUUAUGAAGCUUCAGUCCCUUUUAGCAAAGCAACCACCAACUGCAGCUGGAAGGCCUGUGGAUGCCUCACCAAGAGUCCCAGGAGGCUCCCCUCGAACACCAAACAGAUCUGUGUCAUCCAAUGUUGCCAGUGUGUCACCCAUCCCUGCUGGGUCAAAAAAAAUUGAUCCAAACAUGAAAGCUGGAGCUACAAGUGAAGGCGUCCUGGCAAAUUUCUUCAACAGUUUGUUGAGUAAAAAGACUGGCUCUCCAGGAGGCCCUGGUGUUGGUGGUGGUAGCCCUGGAGGCGGGGCUGGAGGUGGAAGCAGUGGUUUACCACCAUCUGCCAAAAAGUCAGGUCAGAAGCCUGUCCUAGAUGUUCAUGCAGAACUAGACAGAAUUACACGAAAACCAGUUACAGUUUCUCCUACAACACCUACAUCUCCUACGGAAGGGGAAGCUUCCUGAAGAUACCAAAUAAAGCCAUUUAUUCAGUUUUCUGGGAUGAUGUAAACUUGCCUCUGCCUUUUCCUUCAAAAGUGGAAUUAGGGAGCUGGAGUGCUUUUUCAGAUGGACUAAAUUUAUGUCUCUUCUGUGUGUGUAUGGUUGCCCAUUUUUAUAAAAGGAGCUAUACAGAAGAAAAAUUAUUCUACAUUAUGUAGGAUUGCUAUUUGCAUUGCCAUUUUGCCUAAGGAAAUAAUUUUGGAUUUUGAAAAUCUCAGAAUUUAUAGAUCUGAAAUGCAACCAUGUGAUCAUAUUCUAACAGCUAUUUAAAACAUGUAGGAGGGUUUAGGGAAGGGCAGAAAAUAUAUAAUUUGGGCAUUUGGCUGACUUGGAAGUCCAAACUUACUUUAGUUAAGACUAUUAAAAUCAUUUUUUUUUAAAUUGUUUAACUGAAAAGGAAGAAAAUGAUCAAUUGUCAGAUUUUGCACACCAACAUAAUGUACCAUUACACAUGUUAAUAUGCUGAGAAAACUAUCCAAUAGCAUUUGAUACACUAGUCAUUGUCUCAAUCACUGAUCCUAUAAGUUGUCAUCAAAAUACAAUUUAGAAAUAUUGGCCAAGAUGUUUAUUUAAUAGAGAAGAAAAGAAAGCACACUGCCUGAACAUGUAAAAGAAAAAUGCAGAGGUUAUUAAAAUGUAAAGAGGUAACAGUCUUUGGAUUUGUCUAUACAUAUAUAUAUAUAUGGCUUUGCCUUAAUAUACCCUUUUUUUUGUUUGUGACUUUCAACUGUAAUCAGUUAAUAAAGUAUUUAUUCUCUGCAUUCAGGUUCAAA